Messenger RNA from Galeopterus variegatus (Sunda flying lemur), 3969 nucleotides. Its product is annotated as usherin-like. The record is from RefSeq and is a predicted model, not a curated record. Bases 1 to 3969 code for a protein of 1322 amino acids. Gene Ontology annotation, molecular function: protein binding. NCBI's taxonomy places the organism in Eukaryota, Metazoa, Chordata, Mammalia, Dermoptera, Cynocephalidae. The transcript is spliced from 19 exons.
AUGAUUGAGAAAGACGUUCAGGAGACCUUAGAUUCAGGAGGUUUAGAGCAGUUUGUUGGAAGAAUGCAAGAUUUUCGAUUAUACCAAGAGGCACUUACAAACAGGGAAAUUCUGGAAGUUUUUUCUGGAGAUCUGCUCAGAUUGCAUAUCCAGUCCCAUUGCCGCUGCCCAGGCAGCCACCCCCGGGUCCAUCCUUUGGUACAGCGAUACUGCAUUCCUAAUGAUGCAGAAGACACAACCAGCAAUAGAGUGCUACGGCUGAAUCCUGAAGCCCAUCCUCUCUCUUUUGUCAAUGAUAACGAUAUUGGUACUUCAUGGGUUUCAAAUGUGUUUACAAACAUUACCCAGCUUAAUCAAGGAGUGACAAUUUCAGUAGAUUUGGAAAAUGGACAGUAUCAGGUGUUUUAUAUUAUCAUUCAGUUCUUUAGUCCACAACCAACCACAAUAAGGAUUCAGAGGAAGAAGGAAGACAGUUUGGAUUGGGAGGACUGGCAAUAUUUUGCUAGAAAUUGCAGUGCUUUGGGAAUGAAAAAUAACGGAGAUUUGGAAAAUCCUGAUUCUGUCAACUGUCUUCAGCUUUCCAAUUUUACUCCAUAUUCCCACGGUAAUGUCACGUUUAGCAUCCUGACACCUGGAUCAAAUUAUCGUCCUGGAUACAAUGACUUUUAUAAUACCCCAUCUCUUCAAGAUUUUGUAAAAGCCACACAAAUCAGGUUUCAUUUCUAUGGGCAGUACUAUACAACUGAGACUGCUGUCAACCUCAGACACAGAUAUUACGCGGUGGAUGAAAUCACCAUCAGUGGGAGAUGUCAGUGCCAUGGUCAUGCCGAUAACUGCGAUACGACAAGCCAGCCAUAUAGAUGUCUCUGCUCUCAGGAAAGCUUCACUGAAGGACUUCAUUGUGAUCGCUGCUUGCCUCUUUAUAAUGACAAGCCUUUCCGCCAAGGUGAUCAAGUUCACGCAUUCAAUUGUAAACCUUGUCACUGCAACAGUCAUUCCAGAAGCUGCCACUACAACAUCUCCCUAGACCCAUUUCCUUUUGAGCACCAGCGCGGGGGAGGAGGAGUGUGUGAUGACUGUGAGCAUAACACUACAGGAAGGAACUGUGAGCUGUGCAAGGAAUACUUUUUCCAACAAGUUGGUACAGAUCCUUCAGCCAUGGAUGUUUGCAAACCCUGUGAUUGUGAUAAAGUAGGCACUAGAAACAGUAGCCUCUUAUGUGAUCAGAUUGGAGGCCAGUGUGAUUGUAAGAGACAUGUGUCUGGCAGACAGUGCAAUCAGUGCCAGGAUGGAUUCUACAGUCUACAAGAGGUGGAUCCUGAUGGCUGCAGUCCCUGUAACUGCAAUGCCUCUGGGACAGUGGAUGGAGAUAUUACCUGUCACCAAAAUUCAGGCCAGUGCAAGUGCAAAGCAAAUGUUAUUGGGCUUAGAUGUGAUCAUUGCAAUUUUGGAUUUAAAUUUCUCCGAAGUUUUAAUGAAGAUGGAUGUGAGCCCUGCCAGUGUAACCUCCAUGGCUCUGUAAACAAGUUCUGCAAUCCUCUUUCUGGGCAGUGUGAAUGCAAAAAAGAAGCCAAAGGACUUCAGUGUGACACCUGCAGAGAAGCCUUUUAUGGGCUGGACAUCACUGGUUGUAAGGCCUGUGACUGUGACACAGCUGGGUCCCUCUCUGGGACGGUCUGUAAUGCUGAGACAGGGCAGUGCAUCUGUAAGCCCAACGUUGGAGGGAGACGGUGCAGUGAAUGUUUGGAGGGCUACUUCUACUUACAGCAAAAUGAUUCUUUCCUCUGUCUGCCUUGUAACUGUGAUAAGACUGGGACAGUAGAUGGCUCUUUGCUAUGUGACAAAUCGACAGGACAAUGUCCUUGCAAAUUAGGGGUAGCAGGUCUUCACUGUAAUCAGUGUGAACCUCACAGGUACAAUUUGACCACUGGCAAUUUUCAAGGCUGCCAGAUGUGUGAGUGUGACUCCUUGGGGACAUUUCCUGGGACCAUUUGUGACCCAAUCAGUGGCCAGUGCCUAUGUUUGCCCAAUCGUCAAGGAAGAAGGUGUAAUCAGUGUCAACCAGGUUUUUAUAUUUCUCCUGGCAAUGCCACUGGCUGCCUGCCAUGUUCAUGCCAUACAACUGGUGCAGUUAGUCACGUCUGUAAUAGCCUAACAGGUCAGUGCACUUGCCAAGAUGCUUCCACUGCUGGGCAAGGUUGUGACCGAUGUAAAGAUCAUUACUUUGGAUUUGAUCCUCAGACUGGAAGAUGUCAGCCCUGUAAUUGUCAUCUCUCAGGAGCCGUGAAUGAAACCUGUCACUUGGUCACGGGCCAGUGUUUCUGUAAACAAUUUGUCACUGGCUCAAAGUGUGAUGCUUGUGUUCCCAGUGCAAGCCAUUUGGAUGUCAGCAAUCUAUUGGGUUGCAGCAAAACUCCAUCCCAGCAACCUCCACCCAGAGGACAAGUUCAAAGUUCUUCUGCUAUCAGUCUUUCUUGGAGUCCACCUGAUUCACCAAAUGCCCACCGGCUUACUUACAGUUUAUUCAGGGACGGUUUUGAAAUCUACGCAACUGAAGAUCAGUACCCAUACAAUAUUCAGUAUUUCUUAGACACUGACCUGUCACCAUAUACCUCAUAUUCCUAUUACAUCCAGACCACCAAUGUGCAUGGUUCAACAAGGAGUGCAGCUGUCACCUACAGGACAAAACCUGGGGUCCCAGAAGGAAACUUGAACUUAAGUUAUGUCCUUCCUAUUAGGUCAGACUCUGUGACACUCACCUGGACUGCACUGUCAAAUCAUUCUGGUCCUAUAGAGAAAUAUAUUUUGUCCUGUGCUCCUUUGGUUGACAUUCAGCCAUGUGUUCCCUAUGAAGGUCAUGAUACCUCAGCUACCAUCUGGAACCUGGUUCCCUUCACCAAGUACAAUUUUUCUGUACAGGCGUGUACUAGUGGGGGCUGUUUACACAGCUUGCCCAUGACAGUGACCACAGCCCAGGCCCCUCCUCAAAGGAUGAGUCCACCUGAGGUGCAGAAAAUCGGUUCCACAGAACUUCAUGUAGAGUGGUCUCCACCAAUGCAACCAAAUGGAAUAAUUAUAAGAUAUGAACUAUACAUGAGAAGAUUGGCAUCUACUGAAGAAACCACAUCUGAAGAAAGUCGAGUUUUCCAGAGCAGUGGCUGGCUCAGUCCUCACCCAUUUGCAGAAUCAGCCAAUGAAAAUGCAUUAAAGCCUCCUCAAACAAGUACAACGGUCACUGGCUUGGAGCCAUACACCAAAUACGAGUUUAGGGUCUUAGCUGUGAAUAUGGCUGGCAGUGUGUCUUCUGCCUCGAUCUCAGGGAGAACGGGAGAAGCAGCGCCUGUGUUCAUGUUCCCACCUUCAGUCUUUCCCCUCUCAUCCUACGCUCUCAAUGUCUCCUGGGAGAAGCCAGCAGACCAUGUUACAAGAGGAAAAGUUGUGGGGUAUAACAUCAACAUGAUUUCUGAGCAAUUACCUCAAUCUGUUCCAGUGGUGUUUUCACAGCUGUUGCACACGGCUAAAUCCCAAGAACUGGCCUAUGUUGUAAGAGGACUGAAACCUUAUAGGAUAUACCAGUUUACUAUUUCUCUCUGCAAUUCAAUUGGUUGUGUAACCAGUGCUUCGGGAGCAGGACAAACUUUAGCAGCAGCACCAGCCCAACUGAGGCCUCCUCUGGUUAAAGGCAUCAACAGCACAGCAAUCAGUAUUAGGUGGUUUCCACCUGAAGAACUAAAUGGACCCUCACCUAUAUAUCAGCUGGAAAGGAGAGAGUCAUCUCUACCAGCUCCGAUGGCCAGGGUGAUGAAAGGAAUUCGUUUCACAGGAAAUGGGUAUUAUAAAUUUCCCAGCUCCACUCACCCAGUCAAUACAGACUUUACCGGAAAUAGCAUCCGUUUCCACUCAACUGGAUAUGACUGCUGCAAGGAUGUCAGCUUGGAUUUGCAGGCUAGCCAGCAGACAGAUUUUUGA